UUUACCUAGUCUCAAAUGGUAUCAAAUGCAUCGCAAAGCACAUUUCCCAAUGUUUGGUCACAGAUACAUCACUAAUUUGAAAGUAGAAAAUCUUAUGUCACUUAUGUAAGCGGCCCCAGAACCCCACAUGUAAGAGGCUGUGUGUGUGUGUGUGUGUGUGUGUGUGUGUGUGUGUGUGUGUUUACAGGAAACACCACGUGAAGGACAUCAAGCUAUACAUUCUCUGCUUUGGUCUUGCAGCUUUGACACUUCAGAUGUCAUGCAUCAUGUAUAUUUCCCAUCUUUGGAUAUUUUUUGGUGCUUUGGUGUCUUCAAACGCUCUGGACGGCAGGAAUCCGAAAUGCACAGAGGUCACCGUUAACGCUUCUCUGAAAUCCGAAGCAUUUCUCCCAUGUAACUUUAAUGUAAGCAGCUACAAUGAAACAGUGACGGUGAACUGGAGCAGAGACCACUUUUUCAGUCUCGUGAAGAUCAUGAACAAUGGCAGAAUCUUCUUCGAGAGUCCCAGCGAAGGACGAGUGAAUGUUUUUCCGCUUCUGUCUGAACACGGAAACUUCUCCAUCUUCAUCCGUGAUCUGCAGUCUUCAGACAUUGGCACCUACACAUGCGAGCUCGACACUGAAUGCUGGAAGGUGAAGAUCGUUGAACAUGUGAAGAUCAAUGAACAUCCGAACAGAAACAGUGAGUUAAACCCCUGGUGGUUCUUCGCGGCUGGAGCUGGGUUGCUUAUUCUCCUUUUUAUUGCAUUCAGUCUGUUAUCAAAAUUCUACGAAAAGUAUGUAAAUACAUCAUCUAAAUCAGAUCCAGGUAAUGGAGGACAGAGUGAAGGCAGUAAUAUCCAAGAAGAAAGACAGAAUACAGAACUCGGUGGACAUAGAAACAUGGGAGGUGUGAGGAGGGCCCCCACAACUGUUUAUGAAAAUGACAUCCAUGCUCCGAAUCAAAGUUCUGCUGUGCAGCAGGGGCAGCGUCCUCAGAGAGCUUUCAGAGCUGUUCCUGAAACCACUACAAAUCAUCCUUCAGAUGUAAAACCAUAUUAUGUUAACCAGGCGGAGCUCUCCAUUUCAGCAAAUGCUGGCAAAAAAAGGAAAAAACAAAAACAUUAUCAGUUUAAAAAUCCAAUAUACAAUGACUGAAGUGAUCAGAAGACAACUACAGAAUCCACUUCCACAGAAACCACAACACAUUUCAGACUUCAUAAUAACUUUUCAUUAUGAACAGUUAAAUAUCUCAAUAAAUGCUGAUGUUCAACAUGGUUCAUGGAAGCCACAUUCA
This is a messenger RNA of Puntigrus tetrazona (Sumatra barb), 1275 nucleotides long. RefSeq lists its product as uncharacterized. NCBI's taxonomy places the organism in Eukaryota, Metazoa, Chordata, Actinopteri, Cypriniformes, Cyprinidae. The coding region runs from base 255 to 1136 and encodes 293 amino acids. The transcript is spliced from 10 exons. The record is from RefSeq and is a predicted model, not a curated record.